This is a messenger RNA of Caenorhabditis auriculariae, 3880 nucleotides long. The record is from the annotation of a GenBank genome assembly. NCBI's taxonomy places the organism in Eukaryota, Metazoa, Nematoda, Chromadorea, Rhabditida, Rhabditidae.
AUGGCGGAAGUCGAAAAGGUUUCCUUGGAAGCUAGUGUCGGCAGCAAAGGGGGCUACUACACCUACUUCACUGAGAAUUCAUACGUCAGGCAGGUCAGUGAACAGGAAUAACAAUUUUUUUUCGAAAUUUUCGAUUAUUUUUUUUAAACUUUUGAACUCAUUGGAAGGUUUGUGAACAUGGUGAGGAGCGCAUAAUGGUCACUUUUCUUUGUGCUGCGAAAAAAAAAACACGAGGAAAAAUCGAUUAAAUCGAACAGUAGAUCUCUGGUAACGGCUGUAAGAAUAGGUUGUCUGAAGAGACGAUACCUACCUUCUUUUUCUAUUAAGGAAUGUGGAUUUUUUUUUAGGCUUCUGACACGUAUGAAAAAACAAAAAAGUUCCAUCCGCUCCUGGAUUCUACGCUGAGUAACGUCGAAGGUCGAAUGGGAUCCGUACGCGACUACGCUACGGAAAAGGCUUCCUACGGGUACGAAAACUACUGCGUUCAGCCGAAGAACGCUCUCCACUCCUAUUACAAUUCAGGUUAGUGUUCUUUCUGGCAAUAUUUUGAAGUUUUGUGAGCAAGGAUUUUGAGUGAAUUUGUACUCAGGAGCCGAGAGGACGAGAAGCGCUCUGGAGACAAGCAAAAACGCGGUUGUCAUGGGCGGCACGUUGGGAAUCGGUGCAGCCGUGGUCCUCACACAGGUAUUAUUUUUGGACUUAUUUUUGAUCUCGCAGCCAUCAUGCAGAUUCACAUGUACGUAUAUUCAGUUCUCGCUUUCCCUGAGUGCCGGUGGAGCCGCGUUGGUUCUCGGUGGCGUUGGUGCAGCUCAAAAUGCGGGAACGAAGACACUGGCCUCCAUCAAGAGUGCAGAAAAGGCUUUCGAGAAUCGUAUCUAUACAGUCAUCGAGAAUGCUCAACGACUCGCAAUGGUUAGAGAAGGAGAAGAAGAGCGAAAAAGAACUGGAGAACAGGUGCCUGUGGACAAGAUGACGGAGAGCAGCAAUGCGCUCCUGGACAUCCUGGACACGUUGGUCGAACGGACUUUGGCCGUGGAGAUCAAGUCGCAAUCGGAGGCUUCGGUCCGCGAAAGGGUCGCCGGCUUGGCUGCCGCUAUCGUUCAUGCUCUCACCCUGAAGGUUUGCAAGGAAAAUUAGACAAGUUUUUGCCCUUUUUGAUGAUUUUGGAUACCUCCCUAACAAAAAUAUGUUCUCUUUUAAUUUUAUGAUGAAUAUCGAGGAAUUUAUAAUUAGUUUUUAGGCUCACACUUCCGUUAUCGAUCCUGUUACUGGUCAAAUCAAUGUGCUUACAGAAAAAUUGAGCAAAAGUCUUGUGCUGGUUAGUUUCUUUUUGUUUAUGAACUUCUAUCAACUCGUUUCCCAGGUUGACGUGGUACGUUCAAAACAGGAAUGGGUGGUUGAGAAAGUCGAAGAAUUGUCGGUGUCCGUCUCAGACUUGAAGGUUCAAUCUGCUACAUAGCUGGUUUAUCGAUUUUUCUUUUCCAGGCUCAAUUGGAGAAAGAAGCAUUGCACUACAGACAGAAGCCUGAGGAAGUCUUGAUGAACUCGAUCCGAGCCACUUCUUCGCAGCUCCAACAACGCCUGGAAGGACUCCGCGAGAAAGGCCAGCUUGUAGGUUUUUCCCAACGUCGACACUCUUUAAAAAUGGAGGGUCAGUAAAAAACCGGGUUAGUGGGCCUGCAGGUAGAGAACGCGAAUUUCUAGGGGAUGUUUAUUGGUGAGCAAGAACUAAAAAUAACCAACAACAGGGUUUAUAUAGGCUGAUGGGAGAGAUUCCGAAGACUGUGGAAUGUUCCAGAAGGAAGGGGGAUUUGAGAGAGUACAUAAGGAAAAAGGUAUGACGGAAGCUUCCAUUGUCUUUGCCGAAGGUUAUAGAACAUUCUGGAACGAUAUGGGAUUUUCUAGAAGGGAGUUAUACAAUUGAUCUCUAUGACGUAAUAAAACCGUAAACGUUUAAAAAAGAAUAGAAUAUUCUAGAACAAGCUAAAUAUAAGCGUGAUACUCCCACGGGGGUUUGAGGUCAAUGCAGUAUCUCGUAGAGCUUUUCAUUGCGAAUCGAGCGGCCUACUCAAAAAAGCGCAGAUAUGAGUACUUUAAAUGAAAAAAGUGAUUUUAUUUUCCCGUUUUUUAAUUUUGAAAUAUGCUUCGGAUCGGUUUACAGAAAACUGAUUACAGUGCACGCGAAGCGAAGUUGCGGACAUUUCAUUAGAUUCGAAUUUUGUGAUAAAUAACCGGAUAUUUGCUUCAAAUUAAGGAUUUCUUUUCUGAAAGGCGAACAAGUAACACACACCGAUAAUUAAGUGAACACAAAAUAUCUAUUUUCCCAACUGAAAUCUUUGUAAAAUCAUUACUUUUUCACUAGAUUUCAAUCAAAUUUUUUUAUAAAUAGAAAGUUUUUCAUGACGAAAAAAAUCUUUGGUGGCAACAAAAAAAUUGAAAAUUUGAAAGAAACGAAGAAUAAAACGAGAAUCUGAAAAAUGGCGAAGUUAGUUGUCCAUAGAGCAACUUUACUGCAAAACGCCCCUAUUAGGGGGGAUUCAAACCUUCAAAAUUUUGAUCUAAAAACGUUUAAGGUGUUCGGGGACGGCUCUCGUGUCGAUGGGGUCGUUGAAUACCUGAAGAAUCUGGACAAAAAUCUCGGAGAAGCUGAAAAUGUUUACAAAGUUCGAGAUGAGGUACGUUUUUCCUAGUAAAUAAUGGGAUCCUAGAAACUUGUUUCAAAGAUAUUUUUUCACGGUCGUUUUCAAAGUGAGGCUAUGCAUCAAUAUUUGAGCUAUUUUUUUGAAAAAAAUAUUUUUUACCAACUCGUAAAAUUCUGCUGCUUUCAGGUAAUUUCGGAAGCUCGUCAGCGAAUCGGCGAAAUCACGGCCUGGACCACGAACAUGUUGGUUCGUCCAAAGACGCAUUAAAAAAUUUACUUCUCCACGAUAAUUUUCUUGUCAAAUGUUUAUUUUUUCCUACGGAAUAGCCGACGAGAGAGCAAAAAAAUAUUGUGACAAUGAAGCUACACUACUUGCACGUGAAAUUGCCAUGGGUUUAAGUUUUUAAAGAGGCGCGUGUUACUUUCUAUUUAUCUCUGCCCCCUCCUUCACUUCUGUAACUCUUUUUGUUUUCUAUUAUUCUACACUCAAAUUUUCGUCGACUUUUCCGCCUUCUGUGCACAAUAAUUUUUUUGACAGCUUUCUCCUUUCGUCUUCCACAAAAAUAUGAAAGCAAUCUUUUCACCGUAUUUUCUGAUAUAUUAUUUAUUCGGCGAGUCAAAUGUGAGUUUACAAUGACUUGUUUAUUAUAUUGAAAAAAUAAAGUCCAGCAUGUUCUGUGUAAAGUAGAUGCAAGUAAACGAGGUAGAAUAUCCUCAUUUACAAAUAUUUCACUCUUCUUUUUCAAAACUGAAUUAUAACUCGGGAUAAAACAGGUUCGAGCUAUUCUGGAUGUGACUUGCAGAUGAUCAGCGGCGACGUUUGGCAGUUUGAAGCGGAAGAUCUUCAGUUUCAACGUCUUCUUUUCGAGGUACACAGCGCUGUUCCGCUCCGUUUGAGUCGUCGAGCAUAGACUCCCACGUUAAUUGAAUAUUCAUGUAAAUAAGCAUUACUCUUCAAGGUCUCUUCCUUUAAAUUAACGAUGUGUUUUCCUCUUCGUUUCACGUGUUUCUGGUGCCUUGACAUUUUUGAAAAGUCGAUUCAAAUCUGAUUUUAAACAACUAUCUGUAUAAAAAACUAAUCUGUAUUUUCAAAAUAACAUUUUUAGUAUCAAUUCGGCAUUGUAAAUGUUUGAGCUGUUUACUUUAACGUGUAAAUUUUUUUUUCACUGGAGAAAAAAACAAGUUUUGAAGGCGGAAGAAAAAGAAAAUGUUCCAUGGCGCCCAACCACACUGUUCUAA